AUGCCUCCCUACCAGAUCUCCGGUCCUGUCAACUGCGAUAUUGACUUUAGUACAGAGCAAUUGGUCGGAAAAACUGCAAUCAUUACUGGAGGAGCCAGUGGGUCCAAGUUUGUUCAGUGUGAUGCAACCAAGUGGGAAGAUCAAGUUCGUCUUUUCAAGGAAGCAGAGCAAUCUUCACCCUCUGGGAAGGUUAGCUAUGUGAUAGCCAAUGCUGGUAUUACGAAAGCUGACCAAACCUUUACGUUCGAUGGGCUGGGAAAGGAACCCCAGAAGCCAGACUUGCAGAUCAUUGAUGUGAAUCUCAAAGGCUCACUCUACACGGCAAAGCUGGCGAUGUACUACUUUGUAUCGCAGAAUGGGACUGAGUCACACAAAGACCAAGAAGAUACAUGCUUGAUCCUCGUCAGCUCUGGUGCUGGUUUUGUUGAUGUCCCUAGAACUCUAGAGUAUAGCAGCACAAAGUGGGCAGUCCGUGGAAUUAUGCAUGCAUUACGAAGAACGGCGUUUUACUACGGCAGCCGUGUGAAUGUCAUUGUACCUUGGUAUAUCCGGACUAGUAUCCUGUCAAAGGAGCAGUCUAACGAAGUGGGAAGUUCAGGCGUGGAGCUUGCAACCUGCGAAGAUGCGGGUGAAUGUGCCUUGCAGAUCCUGAGUGAUUCAAGUAUUAACGGGCGAGCUCUAUUUGUUUGUGCACGCAAAUGGGCUCCGCGCGGUUACAUUGACCUUGGCGUUGAGGAUUAUCCUGAUAGCUCGUUGCUGCAGGAGAUCCAAGAGGACCAGAUGAGAAAUGCACCGGUCGAGUUGGGGUUGUUUCUCUAG
Molecule: messenger RNA, 819 nt
Organism: Fusarium poae
Lineage: Eukaryota; Fungi; Ascomycota; Sordariomycetes; Hypocreales; Nectriaceae
Exons: 5
Coding region: 1-819 (272 amino acids)
Molecular function (GO): oxidoreductase activity
Source: RefSeq, a predicted model, not a curated record